This is a messenger RNA of Sodiomyces alkalinus F11, 4275 nucleotides long. RefSeq lists its product as hypothetical. Bases 1 to 4275 code for a protein of 1424 amino acids. Lineage: Eukaryota; Fungi; Ascomycota; Sordariomycetes; Glomerellales; Plectosphaerellaceae. Gene Ontology annotation, cellular component: phagophore assembly site membrane; extrinsic component of membrane; Atg1/ULK1 kinase complex. The record is from RefSeq and is a predicted model, not a curated record. The transcript is spliced from 3 exons. Gene Ontology annotation, biological process: positive regulation of protein phosphorylation; piecemeal microautophagy of the nucleus; autophagy of peroxisome. Gene Ontology annotation, molecular function: molecular adaptor activity; protein kinase binding.
AUGGCGACUCAGGUGUUGAUCGCCCACACGGGCCAGCGCCUGCAGGUCGACACCACCCGGUUCUCUUCCAUUGACGAGUUCAAGGCUUCGGUCUCCAAGCAAACAUCGAUCCCGUUACCACAUCUCGUAGCCCUUACUCCCCACGGAAAGGGCGUCAAAUUACAGACGAUACGCGAAGAGGCCGAGAUAUACAUCUACGACCGAAAUCUAACACAAGCAGACCCCUCCGAUCCCAAGACACCCUCCGUCCCCGAGUUGCCGAACCCCAAACGAUAUGCUGUUCCCAAGGCGCCGGACUACAUCGAUGAUACCCAUGAUAUGUCGUCAUGGCAGAAGCUCUGUCUCGAACGUAGGGCAUGGGCCUUGGGCAUUGCGGACGACUGUGCGCGACUCGCAACCGCUGCCCGAGAACGAUAUGGCGAAAUGGACGUCAUGAUCAAGUGCCUCGAUGCAGCUGUCGUGAAUCUGGAACAUAGCGUGAAACAGAUCGAGCCGAAGUACGCCGAGUUGAAGAAGUGGGCCGCGCCCGCUCUGGAAGAGCAUGUACGGCUGGCGGCCAAUUGGGAGAAGUGCCUCUCCGUCGCCCGGUCUGUGCCGAUCUCAGCCGCGAUGGUCAAGUUCAUGACAGGGAAGGAUAUCAAGAGGAAGCAGGCGACUUUGGACGACCUCCUUGAGCUGGACACGGCCAAGAAAGCCGGGUCGCUCGCGGCGACGUCGGAAAGGAAAUUCGGCGAAAAGGUCCAGAGCCUGGACAAGGCGGCGAACACGAUGUAUCGUGGUCUGGAACAGCUUAUUUCCGAAUUCGACGGUCUUGUGAGCCGCUCCGCCCUGACACAUAGCGGCGAAGCCGACCAGCUCCUCCAAGACAUCGAAGCCGUAGCGAAGAAGAUCCAUACGGAUGCCCAGAUGGUGCAGGAGUACACCAACAGGCAGCGUGAUCUCUCCCAGGCGUCCAAGGCGGCCCAAAACCAGACGGAGCGCCUGCUUCCGACCCUGAAGCGGCGCGCCCAGGAGAUGGACGACAUGGUACACUACGCAACCGAAGCUCGGAACGCCAUAGCGGCCGAUAGCGUGCGGUGCAUGCGCAGCAUCACCGGCAUCACAUCCCUGCACAGCAACGUCAAGAGCCAGAUGAACAUCUUGAACCAGUCUGAGGAGGACAUGGCCACGUUUGAUUAUCUGCGCCUGAUCCAUCAGCUGCCGUACAUGUACGCCUCGUUCGUCUCGGAAGCGAUACGCCGAAGAGAGUGGGCCGAGAAGAUCAAGACCGAUUCGUCCACACUGGCCAACGAGAUGGCGCUCUUCCAGGACGAGGAGGCCAAGAGGCGAAGAAGAUGGCACAAGAUGGUCGGCAGCACAUACGGUCCCGAAGAGUCGGGCACGAGCAUCCUGGGGUUGGAGGUCAACCUCCUUGGCGAAGAAGAGGAGUGGCCAAACAUGAGCAAGGUCGACCUGGAGGAGUUCUUGGACCAUCUCCGACAGAAGGCCGCCGAGGCCGCCAUCGUCGAGGAGGUGUCCAAACUGGCGCAAGAGCUAAAGGGCCCGACGAAACAACAAUCAAAGCGCCUCAAGGCUUUCAAGAACGGCAGCAUACACGAGGCGGCCCUGGGACGCAGCGGCCUCAUGAUUCGCGGCGACGAUGAACUUCUCCGAAGUCUGCAAGAUGACAAAUCCAAGCUCGAGAACAAAGUAAAGACGGCCGAGAGCCGGGUUCGCAGGCUGGAGGAUCUACUUCAUAGGAGCCAGACCAGCCGCCCCAGCCUGGGAUCACUGUUUGGCCACGAGCGGAAUGAUUCGACGUACUCGCUCCAGUCGCCUACGGUGGCGAACUCGGACGACCGCCGCUUCUCUUCGACCGGGAUCGAGUUUCAUCAGCAAAGGAUACGGCAGCUCGAAAACGAACUGGGCGCGGAGAAGGAACGCUCGGCAGCCCUCGAGAAAGAGCUCGGCGCUCGUACCACGCAGCACGACGACAUGAAGGGCCGGAUGGAGGAGGUCAAUUCUACCAAGAAGGACCUCCUCGGCAACAUGGAAGCCUUGAAGCGGGAAUUCACGGAGGAGCGCAAAUCCCUUGAAGCGGAGAUCAAGCUCCUCAAGGCCCGCAUCGAAGACAACGAAGAUGAGAUGGAGCACCUAGGCGAAUCGAGGGAGCACGAAAAGGCCACUUACGACCAGAGGGUGGCGGCUCUGGAGCAUGAGAUUCACAGGCUCCGCAAGGAGAAGCAGGACGAGACGCUCAAGUCACAGGGACAGGUCGAGUUCCUUCGGAACGAGAUGCGACUACAGCGCGAGCGCAACGGGGCUCUUGAGAGGAGCGUGGAAACCAUCACGGAAGAGAACAAGGCUCUCUCGAGCGAUCUUCUUGCCGCACAGGAUGCCAGCAAGACCCAGCUCGGAGCGCUUCGGGACCUUCAUGACCAGCUGUGUUCGGACGACGGUACCGAUGCGCCCGCUGAUGCUGCUGACUUGAUCGACGUCCUCGCCUCUCGUGCUGCCGAGGUUGUCUCCAGGCUGAGAAUCACGGAGAACGACAUGUCGGCACUGAAGUCGGACUAUGACCGGUCACAGGAGCAUGUCCAGUCCCUGAAGUCGGAGUUGGCAGAGACGCAGGAACGUCUGACGGCCGAGGAGGAUUCUGCUCGGCGACUUCGCGAGAGCCUUUCGGAAGAGAAGGCCAGGGUUGCCGCCCUGGAGAAGGACAGAGAGGACGGUCGGAGCCAGUUGAGUCAGCUGCGGGCUCGGCUUUCCGACGGGGAGACGGGCUCGGAGAGCAUGCGGAAGCGCCUCGACGAAGAGGAGCGACGAGUGACGGCGAUGAGUGAGGAACUGGCGUUGAAGCAAUCUCAGGUCGGCAGCCUCUCGGAGGAACUCCGGCUCUCCAACGAGAAGCUGCACAAGUCACAAGGGAGAGUGACGGAUCUGACGGGUCGCUUGGACGCCCGCACCGAACGGGCGAAAGACCUGACACAGCGGCUCUAUGCACAGAAUGACCGUUUGUGCCGGCUGCUGGAGCGUCUCGGAUUUGCAAUUUCUCGCGAGGGCUCCUCCAUGACGAUUCAGAAGGUCCCUCGAUCGGAGCGGGGUUCCAUGAGCCAGACACAACAUGGGAACGAUUCGUUCGAUCCGAACCAGUCAUCGUCGGUUCGUCGGUCCGUCACUCUGGGCAGCCGUGCCCUUGCCGAUAGCGCGGAUCUGGAGCUCCUGUACUGGACGAAUAGCACCGAGGAGGAAGACGAAACGGAGAAAUACGAAGCCUUUGUGAGCCAGCUGGGCAGCUUCGACAUGGAUCUGGUGUCGGAGACGGUGUAUCGGCGCGUGAAAGACGUCGAACACCUGGCGCGGAAGCUGCAGCGGGAUGCGCGGGCGUACCGCGAGAAGGCCCGGACGCUGCAGAAGGAGGCGCACGAGAAGAUCGCGUACAAGCAUUUCAAGGAAGGAGAUCUCGCCCUGUUCCUCCCGACGCGUAACCAGGCGUCGGGGGCAUGGGCGGCCUUCAACGUCGGGUUCCCGCACUAUUUCCUCCGCGAACAAGACGGGCACCGCCUCCGGUCUCGGGAAUGGCUGGUGGCGCGCAUCACGCGGAUCGAAGAGCGGGUGGUGGAUCUCUCGAAGACUCUGCAUAAGCAGCAGCAGCAGCAGGCGCCCGACCCGGACGCGGCGUCGUCGGCCAACGGCGAGGAGGACGACAACCCGUUCCAGCUGUCGGACGGCCUGCGGUGGUACAUGAUCGACGCGCACGAGGAUAAGGCCGGCGCGCCGUCGACGCCCGGGCUGGGCAAGUCCACGACCGCGGCUAAUAACGUCGAGGCGCGGGCGGACAUGCACCUGCACGCGCACGGGCACGGCGGCGGCGCGGGGGGGAGGGACAAGCGCACGAGCGUGCACAGCAUCGAGGGCGUCAGCAAGGUGCUCACCAAGAGCCUGGAGAGCCGGCGCAGCAGCUCCAACUCGAAGAAGGCGUUGCCGUUCUCGGGCGCGGGGCUGCUCAAGGGCAAUGCGGUCGCUAGCGAGACCAACUCGAUCCGGGCGGCGGCUUCGGAGACGCCGCUGGGGACGAGCCCGCCGGCACAGGACAGCCCUGUGCUUAUUACGACGACGGGGCCCCCGGGCGACGGCACGGAGGGGAUGACCAACGCCAGCUCUCCGCAGAAACUAGGUGGUGGAUCGGCCCGACAACCAACUGCUGCGCCCGACGAGGGCUCGUCCGCCUCCAAACCGGCGGCUAGCAGCAUCAGCGAGGUACGGAACGAUAUGGACACCUUGUUGGGACCCUGA